Fusarium poae is the source of this 1359-nucleotide messenger RNA. RefSeq lists its product as uncharacterized. Bases 1 to 1359 code for a protein of 452 amino acids. The transcript has 3 exons. NCBI's taxonomy places the organism in Eukaryota, Fungi, Ascomycota, Sordariomycetes, Hypocreales, Nectriaceae. The record is from RefSeq and is a predicted model, not a curated record. Gene Ontology annotation, molecular function: ATP binding; phosphoribosylamine-glycine ligase activity; metal ion binding. Gene Ontology annotation, biological process: purine nucleobase biosynthetic process.
AUGAGUGUCAAAGUGCUUGUGGUCGGGAAGGGAGCCCGAGAACAUGCGCUGGCCUGGAGAUUGAGCAAAUCCCAAUCAGUGAAACAGGUGUUCGUCUUUCCUGGAAACGGAGGAACUUCUCUCGACCAGGGCAUGGCCGAACAAGGCGCGGCCCCCAUUUCCAAUCUGACUGGCAUCCGGACAGGCCCUACAGGAUACAGUGACCUGGCGCAAAAGGCCAAGCAGCUUGAGAUAGGAUUGGUUGUGGUUGGACCCGAUGACGAUGUGGUCAAUGGCAUCGAGGAGUAUUUCAGAGGGGCGGGAAUCCCAUGUUUCGCACCCUCGCGUAAAGCAGCACAGCUCGAAGGUUCCAAGGUUUUCGCCAAAACGUUUAUGAAGAAUCACAACAUUCCUACAGCCGCCCACAGUAGUUUCGACGACUUUGAAGAGGCCAGCGCCUACGUGCGAAAGGUCUUCACUGACGACGACCACCGAAUUGUGAUCAAGGCAGAUGGCCUUGCUGCAGGGAAGGGAGUGGUCUUGCCCGAAACCCCUGAGCAGGCUCUAGAUGACCUUCGAAGUAUCAUGAAAGAUGGAGUCUUCUCUACAGCAGGGUCUUCAGUAGUUAUCGAAGAGUACAUGGAAGGAUUCGAGAUCAGUAUUUUGACCUUCAGCGACGGAAACACCUUCGUUUCUCUCCCAGCUGGCCAAGACCACAAGAGAAUCCUGGAGGGUAACAAAGGACCCAAUACUGGAGGUAUGGGUGUUUACACGCCCGUUCCUAUGGUCACACCAGAGAUGACACAACAGAUCGACGAUGAUAUCUUGAAGCCAACGUUUGAAGCUCUCAAGAAAGAAGGGUGUCCCUUCCGGGGCUUGCUGUUCACUGGUGUCAUGGUAACCAAGUCUGGUCCCAAGGUCAUCGAAUACAACGUGCGGUUCGGUGACCCAGAGACUCAAAGCUCCAUGCUUCUCUUGUCUGAGGAAACAGACCUAGCCAGUGUCUUACUAUCAUGCACAAACGGUACACUUAACCAAGCCAAAAACACCAUCAAGGUCAAACCAGGUUUUGCUUGUAAUGUUGUUAUUGCAUCGGGUGGAUAUCCUGGUGAUUAUGAGACAGGCAAGACCAUCGCGCUGAGGACGCCGCCUGGUGACGUUAUCAUUUUUCACGCAGGAACUCGCCUAGAUGAAGGCGGCGAUGGAUCCCUGAGGACAGCAGGAGGGCGGGUGUUCUCCGUGGCCGCCUACGGAGAGACCUUGCAACAGGCCCGGGACAAGGCCUACCAGGGGGUCGAGUGCGUGUCAUUUGAACCCAAGGUGUUCAGGACUGAUAUUGCUCAAGGGGGUCUGAGUGUGGUGAAAUAUGAGAAGAAUUGA